CUAAAAAAGUGUAUCAAAUGUGUUUGUCUUUGUUGAUUUCUAUCCACAAGGUUUUUGUGAUCCUAUCUAUACUGUGUUAAAAUGGAUAUUUUAAAAUGAAAAAAAAAACCACAGGAUAGCUAGGAUUUAGGAAAGAAAUCUCAGUUGGUCAAUCGACCUUUGUUGUGCAAAUUAAAGUUCAUGGUGGCUUUCUUGUUUUGGUGAAAGCGACGUGGGUUUGUUGGAAAAUGGUGAGGCAAAGGACUGCUGUGGCAGCGUUGUUUUAUUUCUCUCUUUUCGUUUUCGUUUCAAUAUGGUUGAUGAUAACAAAUUUUCCGGAAAGGCAAUGUGAUUGUUCAAAAUGCCUGAGGAAGCCUCAGGAUUUAGCAUCACAAAUAAAAAAUAAAAGGAAUAUACAAGAUAGCGUCGUUCAAAGUAGCACAGAAAUUAAAACUCAAACAAAUACUCCUAAAGUACAAAUUACCACUAAAAUGCCAGCUACCACAAAGAAAACCAAGGGGGAAGAAUCAAAUUUUAAAAUAGUGUUGGCGGAUAAACCAGGAAAAUUCAAGCCAGUGGCACCAAGACACAAGUUAGGGGUACUUGUUCCAUACCGAGAUCGUCUGGAAGAACUUUUAAUAUUUGUACCACACAUGAGCAAAUUUCUAAACAAACAGAACAUCACAUUUCAUAUAUAUGUUAUCAACCAAGUGGACCUUCACAGGUUUAACAGAGCUGCAUUGCUGAAUGCUGGCUUUUUGUUUGCAGCAAACGAAUCAUGCGAUUACAUAGCAAUGCAUGAUGUUGACCUGCUUCCCCUUAAUAAUGAUCUCAAUUAUGGCUACCCAUCUGAAGGUCCAUUUCAUGUCUCUUCGCCAUCCUUACAUCCAAAGUACCAUUAUGCAAAAUUCAUUGGAGGAAUUAUGCUGAUGUCAAAUGAACAGUUCCGAAAGGUAAACGGUUUGUCCACUCAAUUUUGGGGCUGGGGCAGAGAAGAUGAUGAAUUGUAUAUGAGAAUUCAAGAUGAAAAAUUGAGAAUAAUGCAACCAGUUGGAAUCAAAACAGGAUAUAAAACCUUCAUGCAUAAUCAUGAGAAGAAACGCAAACGAGAUUAUCCAACUUCUCGGAAGCAGUACAAGGCUGGUUUUAAUCGGGACAAUAAAACUGGACUAAAUACUAUGGAUCAUAAAGUAUUAAGCAGACAUGAAAUGACCAUAGAGGGGUAUCCAGUCUCAAUGAUUGCAGUUCAAUUAAAAUGUAAAUAUGAAGUUACGCCAUGGUGCGAUAACUAAUGUCGUGUUUUGAUGACACACGUAUAUUUUAUGCGAUGAUAAAUACGUUUAUACUAUUAUAAAUUAUUUACCAGGUAGG
Messenger RNA from Dendronephthya gigantea, 1350 nucleotides. Its product is annotated as beta-1,4-galactosyltransferase 7-like. Gene Ontology annotation, molecular function: xylosylprotein 4-beta-galactosyltransferase activity. Bases 228 to 1271 code for a protein of 347 amino acids. The transcript has 7 exons. The record is from RefSeq and is a predicted model, not a curated record. Lineage: Eukaryota; Metazoa; Cnidaria; Anthozoa; Malacalcyonacea; Nephtheidae. Gene Ontology annotation, biological process: carbohydrate metabolic process; proteoglycan biosynthetic process.